Molecule: messenger RNA, 2673 nt
Organism: Pteropus alecto (black flying fox)
Lineage: Eukaryota; Metazoa; Chordata; Mammalia; Chiroptera; Pteropodidae
Gene: SH3BP5L
Product: SH3 binding domain protein 5 like
Exons: 7
Coding region: 673-1830 (385 amino acids)
Biological process (GO): intracellular signal transduction; negative regulation of protein tyrosine kinase activity
Cellular component (GO): cytoplasm
Molecular function (GO): protein kinase inhibitor activity
Source: RefSeq, a predicted model, not a curated record
CAUAUCCCGCCCUAGUUUUUCUCAGCGCAGCUCGCUCAUGUUUCCGUCUCAUCCAGCUGUGGCGGGGGAAAGACUGGAGGUGACGCCAGACGCACCCGAGCGCGUGGGGUUUCACUUUGUACCGAAUCGCGGCGGGCAGGACGUGACCCGCAGGCCGGAGGGCGUGGUGCCGCGUGACGUAUUUCCGCUUCUUUUCGUCCGCUUCGUGUUUGGUUGGACUGGCUCAUCGCGGGGAGGGAGGGAGAGGUUGUUUUCAGUGGCGGAGCUUCGCGCACGGGAGGGUAAGCACAGCUCCCUGGACAGUGUCGUCCGCAGCCUGCUCGGGCCCAGCCUGGAGGCACCUGCCUCCGUCCUCCCGAAUGGUGCGCCUCCUCGCAGGUCUUGGCCCAGGAUCCAGGCCCCCUUUGCUCCCUGCCUCAGAACUGCCCCGGGUCCCUCCUGGUGGGCUCCCUGCGGCUGGAAGGGAAGAACUUUGGCACAGACAAGGUUGUAGUUCUAGGACCCCCACUGAGAACUUGAAUCGCGUCCUCUAACCGAGUGUGAGGUUCUCCCUGCGCCCCCUUACAGUCUUUGGGGAGAGAAACCCAGAGCCUAGGAAGCCCCAAGCUGGGGCCCUGGUCCCAGCAUGUCAGUCCUCUCCUGUGCAUAGGGCUUUGCCCUCUUAAGGUGGGCAUGGCUGAGUUCAGGCAGGUUCCUGGGGGGCGGGAGACUCCCCAGGGGGAGCUGAGGCCAGAUGUUGUAGAGAAUGAAGUCCCUCGGAGCCCAGUCGCAGAGGAGCCUGGAGGAGGUGGAAGCAACAACAGUGAGGCCAAAUUGUCUCCAAGAGAGGAGGAAGAACUGGAUCCCAGAAUACAGGAGGAGCUGGAACACCUGAACCAGGCCAGCGAGGAGAUCAACCAGGUGGAGCUGCAGCUGGACGAGGCCAGGACCACCUACCGGAGGAUCCUGCAGGAGUCUGCUAGGAAGCUCAACAUGCAGGGUUCCCAGUUGGGGAGCUGCAUCGAGAAGGCCCGGCCCUACUAUGAGGCUCGUCGGCUGGCGAAAGAGGCCCAGCAGGAGACACAGAAGGCAGCCCUGCGGUAUGAGCGGGCCGUGAGCAUGCACAACGCUGCCCGGGAGAUGGUGUUUGUGGCCGAGCAGGGCGUCAUGGCCGACAAGAACCGGCUGGACCCUACAUGGCAGGAGAUGCUCAACCACGCCACCUGCAAGGUGAACGAGGCAGAGGAGGAGCGGCUACGAGGUGAGCGGGAGCACCAGCGGGUGACGCGGCUGUGCCAGCAGGCCGAGGCCCGGGUUCAGGCCCUGCAGAAGACACUCCGGCGGGCCAUCGGCAAGAGCCGGCCCUACUUUGAGCUCAAGGCCCAGUUCAGCCAGAUCCUAGAGGAGCACAAGGCCAAGGUGACAGAGCUGGAGCAGCAGGUGGCCCAGGCCAAGACCCGCUACUCGGUGGCCCUACGCAACCUGGAGCAGAUUAGCGAGCAGAUCCACGCACGGCGCCGGGGCCUGCCCCCCCGUCCCCCAGGCCCGCGGCGCUCGUCCCCUGUGGGCGCUGAGGCCUGGCCAGACGGUGGCGAGGACGGUGACAGCGGGAUCAUGGAAGGGGCUGAGGGAGGUGCGCGGGAGGAGGGUGGAGGCUUGGGGCCGGGUCCCGCCCCCGACGCGGACACGCUGAGCCUGUUGAGCCUGCGCACUGUGGCCUCGGACUUGCAGAAGUGCGACUCCGUGGAGCACUUGCGCGGUCUCUCGGACCAUGCCAGCCUGGAUGGCCACGAGCUGGGUCCCCGGAGUGGGGGCCGCGGGGGCCGCCACCAGCGCAGUAUCAGCCUGUAGCCUCAUGCUCAGGGUGGCCAGUGCGUCACACUGCUGAUGGUCCACGUGGGCCGGGUAGGCUGCAGCUCCUCUGCUCGGGUCCCUGCUUCUCCUGCAGAGGUUGGGUGGGCUGUGUCGGCCCUCCUGUCAGUUCUGCAACACCCCCCCCAGGUGUUGCAGGUGACAGCUCUCUGCCUUACCUUUUAGGAGGCUGCUGUGGCCCUCCCACAGUCUCCCCUGCUGGCUGCUCAGCCUGUUGGUCCCUUGCUGCCUUUUUCAGAGUCCCUUCUUUCUGCUGGCCUUUCACCACAGGGAACUUGGUUUAGAAGGUGUAGGGAGCCCAUCCCAGAAGGGGGUGCUGGACCUGAGUGAGCGGACAGGUGUUCUACCCAUCUCCCAAAGGCCUAAGGGUGGCAGCCCUGCACCCUUUCCCAGCCUGCCCUUAUGUCACUUAUAAGGUGCCUCUGAAAGACACCACCCCAGUCCCCUCAGCUCUCUCCUCAUGACCGAAGCCACUUUGUGUGCCCCAGAGUAGGACUUGAAAGGUGCCAGUGUAAGGGAAGGUGAAGCCCAGCCUACCGUAGGGGACAUCGCAAAGUCCACUCAGGCUCCCACAUGCAUGGCAUCUCCCCAGAUGGGCAGGCCCUCAAGUUGCCCAGGUGCUAGUGGCUCUCCCAAUGUCCUUGUGGGGUGCAGGUACAGGUAGGUCCUGGGGGCCGAGGCCCUUGCCAUCCUGCUGCCAAGGCACUCAUUUUUUCUGGGUAGAGGAUGCUGAGCAGACUCGGUGCCCUCCUCAGAGUGCCCCUGGGAACUUGGUGCUCCAUCCCAGCCCAGCAACACCCACUCUGGGGUCCCUUGGGCAUU